Salmo salar (Atlantic salmon) is the source of this 1167-nucleotide messenger RNA. It is a transcript of the gene ifna1, whose product is annotated as interferon alpha 1. The record is from RefSeq and is a predicted model, not a curated record. Gene Ontology annotation, molecular function: cytokine receptor binding. NCBI's taxonomy places the organism in Eukaryota, Metazoa, Chordata, Actinopteri, Salmoniformes, Salmonidae. Gene Ontology annotation, cellular component: extracellular region. Gene Ontology annotation, biological process: defense response.
AGAUAUGGGUAGUGAAGCGACGUCUCCCAUUCACUUUUCAUUUGUAGCGCAACAGCAGAAGACUACGGAACAAUAUUUCGGACUAACUUUGAACGAAACCCACUAAAUGAAUGUCUUAUAUGGCUACAUUUCUUAAUUAAGAAGUAUGGGUUUUAUUUCGACUUCGACGAUUUUGUUAUCAGACUUAUUUUAUCGGUUCACGCGAAGUUAUUAUCAGUUGAAAGCAAAGCUCGCCAAUAGCCUUUUCUCGCUAUAGUAAUAGUCUAGCCGAUAUCUAAAUGGAAUAAUCUUAUCUUGUGGUUCAACUAUAAUUUAAAGCUGAUUUCAAGGAGAAUGUGUAUAGAUUUACUGUGAUUUGUUCGUCCAGGAGACGGAGCAGGCAUGGAAUUCAUACUGCUGCAUGUGCUAGUCUGGAAAAUGAAAGUUCCCGCCUCCGUAUGCAGAGCGUGUGUCAUUGCUGUGACUGGAUCCGACACCACUACGGUCACUUGAGCUCAGAAUACCUUUCCCUGCUGGACCAGAUGGGAGGAGAUAUCACAAAGCAGGAUGCCCCAGUCUUUUUCCCAACAUCCCUUUACAGACACAUAGAUGAUGCCGAGGUUGAGGACCAAGUCAGAUUCCUGAAAGAGACCAUCUAUCAAAUCACAAAACUGUUUGAUGGGAAUAUGAAAUCUGUCACCUGGGACAAGAAAAAGCUGGACGAUUUCCUCAACAUUCUAGAACGCCAAUUGGAGAACCUUAAAUCCUGUGUAUCACCUGCCAUGAAACCUGAGAAGAGACUGAAACGCUACUUCAAGAAGUUGAAUAAGAAUGUUCUGAGAAAAAUGAACUACAGUGCACAGGCAUGGGAGCUCAUCAGGAAAGAGACAAAACGUCAUCUGCAAAGAUUGGAUAUCCUUGCAGCACAGAUGUACUGAUCAUCCAGACUCAUUUCAGAAGCUACGCCCUUACCAGUUUAUAAAGUUUGAAUACAAUCAUGUGGGACCCUGUCAGUCUAUUUAUUAUAUUUAAAUCCAUAAAUUAUUGUUUUUUAUUUGUAUUAUUUAUUAUUUAUAUUUUGUAUUUCCCUUUUGUACCUGUGUUGAACUGAACUGUAUUGCCGGUCUACUAUAAAAACCAAUGAAAAAAUAACAUUGAAAAUGUGAAUAAAAACGUAUUUUGUAUAAA